Dovyalis caffra is the source of this 444-nucleotide messenger RNA. Lineage: Eukaryota; Viridiplantae; Streptophyta; Magnoliopsida; Malpighiales; Salicaceae. The record is from the annotation of a GenBank genome assembly.
AUGAAAGCGGUAGAGGUUUCUAGGGUGAUUGGGAACAAAUGGGAUACGUAUCUUGAUCUUCUUCAAGCCGAUUAUACUGAAGGUCCUAAUAGUCAUAUGAAAUUGGAUGCCGAUAAUCAAUUGGAACUCAUAGAUGACAUGUUUAAUCUUGGCUCUUUGUGCAGAGAUGGUCUUGAUGCGUUGGGGUUGCUCUGGAGAAAAGCGAGGGCAGUUGAGAAGCUCAGGGCAUGGCAAGGGGACCUGAAGCUGGUUUUCGUGACUCGUGAGGGAACCUGGUCACUGUUUGAGACCAAUGUUUUGAGAAACUGCUCAAUCAAUUCACAUGCCUGGGGUGCAACGCUGUUGGCAAUCUUCUUUGAGAAUGUGAUGCUCUAUAUAAGGAUCAAUAGAGUCUGGCUGCAAUCUAGUCCAUGCCCACUUGGUACUGAUAGAGGUAUUGAGUAG